ACAUGUCAUUUCACUGAUGUUCUAUGAAUUGUCCUUAUUAAUUACAGAGAAAGAUAGGGAUAGUGAACAUAACUGAAUGUGAUUGAAAAAUAUUUUAGGAUUUGGGGCGUAUUAGAAUGAAGUAUCAGAUAAAUCAUAACCUUCUUUUAAACAUUUAUAGAUAAACAUUUAUCAAUAUGAAAAUUAAUAUACACAGUAGAGGUAUUCUUACUGAAGAAACUGGGGAGGACAACCAACAUGGGUUAAGAAAUGGACAAAGGCCGAAAACUACAUACCUUGACGAUGCAGACUCCGAACCAGAGAGCACAUAUCUACUGAAAGAAAAAGAAACUGAAGUCGGGAAUAAGUAUGACAGGAAAUCUAAACAAGUAACGAAACUUCGGAAACUUGUCGUAUUGAUAUCGUGUUUGAUACAACUUAUCAUAUGUAAUGGUAUAGGGUUCGGGUUGAGUGUUAUGUAUGCGGAACUUAUCGUUGUCUUCAAUGCCAAAAGGUCAGAUGCCGCCCUCGUUCAAAGUGUAUACAUGGGGAUCGCUACAGGAGGUGGUAUCAUUUUCUCUGGUAUGAUAAGAAAGGUAGGGCCAGGUAUCAGUAUAGUGAUUGGGUCUGUCGUCUGCUGCAUUGGUCUUUUGGCGAGUUCGUUUGCAACUGGUCUAGUUACAAUAAUCAUGUGUACAGGAGUUAUAUCAGCAAGUGGAAUGUGUGUAUGUUACUUAUCAGCCUUCAUGACAGUCAGCUGGGUGUUCCACGAGAAUGCAAGCUUUUACCUCGUGUCUCUCAUGGUCGGUUCUAGUAUUGGCCAGUUUGUAAUUCCGAUAUUUUAUGAGCUUUUUAUUACCGAAUACUCUUGGUCAGGAGCGUUUAUUGUAAUCGCUGGUUUUGGGCUUCAGUGUAUACCCUUUGGAUUAGUAAUACAUUUUUGCAAGGAUUAUUUUGUUACUGGAACUGUCCAGCAUGUUAAGUCAAAGAAACAGAGUUCUUUCUGUGAUAUUACACUUUUGAAAGACUUUGUGAUAUGGAUUUUAUGGAUAAAUUUUCAUCUGCUUGCUUUAACAGGAAAUGCUGAAUCUUGGUUUAUUGUUGACCUCAUGGUAUCACGUGGAUUUUCUCGCCAGUCAGGUUCGGUAUUAGUAUCAGCCAUAGGAAUCGCUAGUCUGAUUGGUCGAUUAAUGGGCGGGGUUCUCCGCCUCAAAUGCACAAAAUGGCCAACACUGUGGCAUUGGUUAUACUUGUGCCCUAUCACCGCCGCCACGCAUGUGCUGGUUGUAAACUUCUUCAAUAUUUGGUCGAUUAUGGGAGCAUGCAUUGCAUAUGGAAUUUCUUUUGGGGCAAUAGCCGCACAGGCUCCAGCUGUUAUGUUCGAAGCAUCAGGAUUGGACAGAUAUCCGCAAGGAAUGGCUAUGGUGAACUUAAUGUAUGGCUUUGGAAAUGUAUUCAGCGGACUACUUGGAGGUUAUAUCAGAGACACUGUCGGCGACUAUGAUAUUGCUUUCUACAUUGCUGCUGGUACAAGUCUGUAUAUUGGUAUUGCAAGUGCAGUAGCUGCUUUCUUCUUUUGGAGACGUAAUCAACGAGCAUCCGAUGAAAAGAGAUAUUCCGAAUAUACACGUUUAACGUGAAACUAGUUCUGGAUUGAAGACUUCAGUUAUCUGAUUCCUUGGAAUCAUUGAGCAUUUAUAUUCGCGGCUGGUCCUGAUCCAUGGGUUGCCGACUGCUUCUACAUUUUGGUUUGGGGUGCUCUGUGCUUCCGAAAAAUCUACCCUUACCAUUUAUCUUUUAAGAAGUUCAGUUAAGUCUGUACUGCACUAAUUAUUUCAUUUCUGUAGUAAGAGACAUUUUUUGCCGCCGACAGUUGUUGUCAUAGUUAAUAAAAUACACAAUAUCUUUUAAAAGCAAAUAUUACAACCAAGCAAAAUAAUAUCACUCUUGGUAGAGUUUAUUCGUGACAGGUAAUGAAAUGUGCAACACCUCCCACGUUCCCUAGCACAGGCUUAAGCAGAAUUUUACUCUGCAUAACACUGAAUUGACUACAUGAUCACAAAAGACCAGGAAAUAUGACAACAAUGAGUCCAUGUACUUGAAGACUUAAAAUAAAGUCUACAUGAAGAUCCCUUAGGAGCAUAAAAUACAGCCAAGCAAAAUAACAGCACACUCAGAUUUACUGAAUCUAUUAAUGUGAAGUAAGGAAUUGUGAAACAACGCUCAAACCUAAUAGCACAGGCUUAAGCAAUACGCGCAUGUCAACUUCAUGUUGAUCAUAUACACUAAGUAUAAUCUGAAUCUUGCUGUGCUGUUACAGUAGCGGUUUUCUUCCAUUGGAGACAUAAUCAAAGAGCAUCUGAAGAAAAGAGAUAUUCCGAAUCUACAUUUUAAUGUAAAACAAAUUCAAGUGGAUUACAAGUGUUGCUUUAAUUUUACUCGACUUGCCUUUAUUGUGAUGUUUCUGGAUAAAAAUAACUUAUAAGUAUGAAUACUUCAUAAACAAAUGGCCGUAAACAGUCAACUUAUUUGGUUAUUUGAGGUUACGGGGUCGUAUAUCUGUAUAAAAGACUUCCGCUGGGGCAUGAAAGGGGCUCUAUGGGGGUCAUUCUAAAAAUAAUGACAGUAGUGCUGACAUAUGGUACACAGUCUGUAAACAGACUGGUCCACUUUUUCUAUUUUAUUAUCACAGCAGCGUUGUUUGUGCCGUGUGGCGGCCGUAAAAAGUCUCCCCGUACAUUCAAUCACGGCUGUUAUAAUUCGAUCUUCUCAGAUCGUUCAGCACGACUUUUAUGUUGUGUUAUUGGUACUGUUUAGUUUCUCAGCAUGACCGUUUCGGCCUGGGUGGUUCCAACACUCCCGCUUUCAUAGCCUUUGGUAUUGUAUAAUCACCCCAUGGAUAUGGUGCCUACUUUUUAAUUUUGUCUUUUGACAGUUCCUGUGAUAUGCAGGCUCCAUAACCUCAGAUCCCCUUUCUAAAUUCCAGUUUGUUUAGUUCUGCCCAUUGUUUUCUCGUUUGGGGCAAACCUAUUACUUCAUCUGGGGACCAAACGCCGCUGUUCACGGAAUUACACGCCACAACCCAUGUAUCAUUGAAGGUUCCAUGUUCACCGCCGUUUGAAUACAUCUGCGGAUGUCUCUAAAUUGCUUUUUGUACUUUUAGCAUGUGUAAAUGUUGAGUUCUGCUCAACCCGCCGCUAGAGGGCGUGGACGGUAGCAUGCAUUUCCACUACCGUCCAUGAACAGGCUCGAUCAAACCGAGCCUGCAACAUUUUCGUAGUUGUCGUGUUGAGCGACCUGUGAAGUUUCCAGUUUUUCUAUUCAAAUUAACUUCAUCUCUUCAAAGUAUUGCCCUUAAUUUCCAAGCACUUCCGCAGUUGAGAAAUCUAAGAGGUGCAUGAACGCUUCAGAGUAGUCUCUCAUUGGUAUGGUCUUAAGUAACUGCAAAAUACCACCUAAAUGUUUUAUUCAAUAAAUAUUUGCGUAAAGUCGGCAUCUUUUUCAGACUUGGAAAGAGGAAGAAGUCACAAGGACUAAGAUCUAUUGAAUAAGCGGGAUGAUUGAUAUGUACUACAGACUGAUCUCUCAUGCAUUUUGGAGCGAUUACACUUUUGGAGCCGGAGCGUUGUCAUAGAUCACCUGGAGGCCAUGAAGACCAGUCCUUGGACGCAUUUUUUUCCUGAAACAGCUUUCAGUACUUUGUCCCUUUAAAACUUUCCAAUGACUUACUUGAAUCUGUACGAAAGUUCCCCUUGACUUAAAGAAUACAAAACCUUUUUUUACAAUUUUAGUUAUUUUCUUUCAAAUAACUGGUCUACGGGUCACCUCUUUGCAACCACUGUUUGUUGUCAACGAUGCGGCUCCUAAAAGUAUUUCCGGGUUUCCUGUUAGGAGCUGUGACAUUGUGCAAUCAUCAAAAUCCAAGAUCUUUUUCAGCGUUUCUUUACCACACUUCAUCCUAUCGGCUUUUUGCUUCUAGGUUACGUGAAGCACCCACUGGAUAAAAACUUUUCUUAAUCCCAAGUGCUAAGUGUGAAUCUCAUGAGUUCUCCCCGUUGAUAUGCCAAGAAAGGAAGCUAUCUCGGACACUGUAUCCCUGCCGUUUUCAUCAAUCAGACGUCUUAUAAAUUUACGUACCCAGUUUUCUAUGACACUGCAGACUUUCCAUAUGAAGUAUGCAGUUCACUGAGUAUCUGCCUUUCACGUAUUCCUAAAAAACAACGUACUUUAAAUUUUGUUCGCUUUUCAUAAAUAUGUGUAUAUUGCUAAGUGUAUAUGACUACAUCUGAUACAAAACUAGAUAUCUCCAAAACGGUAGAUAGUUUUUAGUAAAACUUUGCAGGAUUAUAAAGGAGUCAUUCAUGUAUCAUUCAUGUCA
This is a messenger RNA of Mercenaria mercenaria, 4357 nucleotides long. Its product is annotated as monocarboxylate transporter 6-like. Lineage: Eukaryota; Metazoa; Mollusca; Bivalvia; Venerida; Veneridae. Bases 177 to 1619 code for a protein of 480 amino acids. The transcript has 7 exons. Gene Ontology annotation, biological process: transmembrane transport. Gene Ontology annotation, molecular function: monocarboxylic acid transmembrane transporter activity. The record is from RefSeq and is a predicted model, not a curated record.